AUGAGCGGACCCGGCUGCAGCCCAAAUGAUAAAGUGGUCAAGCACAAUGGAGCCCCAGGAGAACCCCUCUCUGAGUUUACCAAUCCCCACGUAUCCGCAGGGAGUCCUGCAACAAGGCUAUUGUCCGCCUUCAAGAACGACACUCACACCAAGAAGGCUUACCUGGCCGGGAGAGAGUGUUACAGCGAGGAAGGAAAGACCUUUGAACUGCGACUUGUUCGAAAGAUAAAACAACAGCAAAGCACUGAUCCCACUUCUCGUCCGGAGUAUCCAUCCUCUCUCGGUUUGACAGAAUUCACCAGGCGAGCCACGGAGGUAGCUCUGGGGAAGAGCUCUCGCGCUAUCAUGGAGGAUCGGGUGCUAGGAGUCCAAACUCCUGGUUUCACUGCUGCUGUGCGUCUCGGGGCUGAAGUCCUGAGACGCUGGUGUGAUGUCCGUGCUGCUUGGAGCGGGCCGGUCUACCUCUCCUCCCCCUGUGAUGACUCAUUGGCUGGUAUCUUCCAGGCAGCAGGGAUCCAAGAUAUCCGUGAGUAUUAUUACUGGGAUGACGAGCAGCGGAACGUUUGCUUGGAGAAGCUUCUGGAGGAUCUGGCGAAGGCUCCGCAGCAAAGUGUUGUUGUUCUGUCGGCAUCUGCCCACUAUCCUACCGGAGCAGACCUCUCUCAGGAUCAAUGGACCGCGAUUGCAAAUCUCAUCAUGAGGCGGAGGCUUUUCCCUUUUUUCUUGCUGCCUCCUCAGGCGCUCUGCUCUGGAGAUUUAGAGCAGGGCGCCUGGCCUGUUCGGUACUGUGCAUCGCAGGGGAUGGAGCUCCUCUGUGCUCAGUCCUUCUCCCACUGCUUUGGACUUUAUGGUGAGGCUGUCGGGCACCUUCUGUGCGUCUUGAAGCAGAACUCCCUCUUGUUUUCCAUGGAGUCUCAAGCUGACAAAAUAGUGAGGUCGCUCUGGGCUCAGCCAUCCGCAGGAGGAGCACGUGUUGUUGCCACAGUGCUCAGUAACCCAGGCCAUCUUGCUGAAUGGAAAGAAGAAGUAAAGUGCAUUGUGGAGAGAUGUAUGCUGAUCAGAGAACUUUUGAGAGAACGGCUGAGGCUUCUGGGAACUCCAGGGUGCUGGGACCAUCUGACUCAGCAAGGUGGACUCUACUGUUUUAUAGGCUUGAAUGGUGAGCAGUUAGAAUUUGUGUCCAAGAAGAGACACGUGUAUCUGUUCGCCAGUGGCUGUUUAAACGUGAGCGCAAUCAACGGUCGUAACUUGGACUAUAUCGCAGAGUCCAUUCACCUGGCUGUGACCACUUCAUUCUAACCAUGUGGCGUUCGGUCAAGCACAAAAAAUCAGUCAAAGUGGCUUUUCAGUCGGACUGACAUUCAAUUUAAAUCAAUAACUUUCAUGUGUCACAGUUUCAAUAUUACUGUUAUUACAAAUGUUGGUUCAGCUUUGCAAAGUAAAUCUGGUAAACAUCAAGAAAGCAUGUCGAACAUCAUAUGAUUCCUUAUUAUUAUUGAAUUGCCCCAGUCUUUUCAUGACAGAGUCUAUCAGCUCACCUGAUCGUCUUCACGUUUGGAGGGAGUUUAGCUGGGGACCCAAAUGUAGUGCAAUAAUGUAGUGCAAUAAUGUAGUGCAAUAAUGUGGUGCAAUUUUUGACUUGCGACACGUUGCAGUUUUCAAGGCCCCUGUAGCGGCUCCCUUGUUGAUGAUCACAGAGAUUUACAAACAGGCAUUGUUUGGAUAAACCAACCACAUAUUGGGAAUCAAAAGGGUUAGUUUCUCUCAUGGAAACACAUGAUAGACUAAUAAAGUGACAUUAACAGGACUCAAAUCGUUCUUUCUAAAACUUCUUCAGUCAAAAUUCUACAUUCAUUUGCGAGUGAAGAGUGAAAGAGAAGAAUCAGCACAGUGUACAAGAUAGAGCUUUCAAUUUAUAAUGCUGGAUAGUUAAAUUAAUAUGAAUUCCUGAUAUUUUAAUUCCUAUAUAUUGUGUUAGUAAAAUCUAGUAACAUGUGUCUGUCAGGUAAAUGAGUUAGUAGAUAAAUACACCAAAGAAGUAGGUGAGUUGCAUAUUUUGCUUUGGGAGCCUUUUGUGAGUUAUUUUGGGGUACAAUAAAUUAGUAUUUUAACAGACUUAAAAUAUUUUUCAUAUCCAAACAGUUUGAUAUAUUUACAAUUUAGUUGUUUACACUUUGACUCAUAUUGUUUCAUCCACACACACACAAAUGUUAAAUGAAAUGCAAAAAUAUGAAUUUGUUGUUUUACAGGUGUAAAAAAAGUGUUUGUUUUUAUAUGGAUUAAUGGUUACAUUACAUUCGUACAAUCUGGCCACAUACACCAAAGAAGCAGCGGGCAGCAUUUCUCCUCUAUAUGUGGCUCCUUACAAUCUAAAGUAACUGUCAUCGGCUAUUUAUUAAAAAGCCUACGAACUUAUAGCUUGGCAAGAAUAUGCAAAACUCAAUGACACUGUUGAAACUCUGAGAGCUGGUCAAAAUAACCCUGCUGUCUUAUGAUAUGUACAUUGUGGCUGUGGCCUAUAGUGGAUAUUGGAUGGCAUCCUAAGUGUCGAGAGAAGAACAAGCCAAGUGACUCACUCCCGCCUCUCGAUGAACAAGUGGUAUUAUAAUUCCACCGGGGCCAGCUGGUUAGCAUGCUCAUGUCAGGAGAUGUUUCAUGUCUUUGACACAACGCUAUUCCUUUACAUUCUGUUGAUAAUGCUAGUUAAUUUUUUUUAAUGUUUGAGAAAUGCCCGCCACGUUUUACGCAGUGCACCUUUAAACAUGUUAGAAUGGUAUCGCAUUUCUCACUGAACUCUUGGCAAGAGUAUGAAUACGUGUAUUUCCCAAAAUGUCAAACUAUGAUUUUACGUAUGCAUGUAAUCUACACUACCGCUCAAAAGUUUGGGGUCAUCCAGACAAUUUCGUGUCUUCCAUGAAAACUCACUUUUAUUUAUCAAAUGAAUUGAAAAUUGAAUAGAAAAUAUAGUCAAGACAUUGACAAGGUUAGAAAUUAUGAUUAAUAUUUGAAGUAUUAAUUUUGUUCUUCAAACUUCAAGCUCAAAGGAAGGCCAGUUGUAUAGCUUAUAUCACCAGCAUAACUGUUUUCAGCUGUGCUAACAUAAUUGCACAAGGGUUUUCUAAUCAGACAUUAGUCUUCUAAGGCGAUUAGCAAACACAAUGUACCAUUAGAACACUGGAGUGAUAGUUGAUGGAAAUGGGCCUCUAUACACCGAUGGAGAUAUUUCAUUAGAAACCAGACGUUUCCACCUAGAAUAGUCAUUUACCACAUUAACAAUGUAUAGUGUGUAUUUUUGAUUAAUGUUAUCUUUAUUGAAAAAACAGUGCUUUUCUUUGAAAAAUAAAGACAUUUCUAAGUGACCCCAAACUUUUGAACGGUAGUGUGUAUGUUAAUGUCAUGAAGGGGUGUGAGUAAUUCAAGUUCACUGAGUUGUUCUAUAGUUUGCAUUUUGUAAAUAAAGGUAUAUUAUAAUCUUUGUGUGGCUAUAUACUGCACUCCAGACAUUACUCACCAGAUAUAUUCAAUAUAAGGGGAAUCAAAAGCUUUUCAGUGCCCAUGGAAAAUCUUCAGAAUGACUGGCCUUAUAUAAACAGCAUGUAUUUGUGACUGAAUUCAAAGAAGAGGAUUAAAAAAGGUUGCUAUAAAUUGAAACCCAUGCUGAGUACACAGCAGAGCUCCGCUGCCUUUGUGAUGCAACCGGGUUGGAGGCCACUGCUUAUCUAAUGCACCCAGAAGCUCAUUCAAGGAGCGAGGAAGGACGCUUCACUCGGAAGGUCUUUGGUUACAGCACCAGCCGGGUUUUUUAAUCAAUUUUUAGAUUUAGCAUCUCUCUGAUGUAAUAUAUGUUUCAAAUGGCAUUUUAUGGAGUUAUUGAUCAGAUGUAAUGUGUUUUCUGUCUGUUGUGCACUGUGGGAACUAUGUCUAUUGUUUGUAUGAGUUGAUUUGGUGGCAAGUGAGUUUCCCCUCGAACGCUUUCUCAUCUAGUCGACAACCUUGACCUAAACAAUGUCACAAACAUUUGCGCUUAUUGUGUGAAAUAUAUGUUUGAUGUAUGUCAGUUCCUGAUUGUAUCCAAGUAUAAAAAAAGGCAGGGCUGGGCAAUAUCAAUAUUAUAUUGAUAUUAUGAUUUGAAACUAAAUAUUGUCUUUGAUUUUGAAUAUGGUAAUAUGUCAUAUGUGUUGGAUUUUCUUGGUUUUAAAGGCUCAAUUACAGUAAGAGAUGUUGUUUACUGAAUUUACCAGACUGUCCUUGAUGUGCUAUUAUUUGCCGACUUAGUCAUUAUCCACAAUACUGAUGAUGAUGUGUAAAUAUGUGGUGAAAGCACCAAUGGUCAACACAACAAUAUUGUUGCAAAUUCAAAUCAAAAAUGUUGUGUCAUCAAUAACGACCAUCAUAUAUGAAUGGUGGAAGAAUAAUCAAAUUAGAGAAAUGAGAAGAUAAAGGAUUUUAAUUUUAAUAAUGUAAAAAAUGAUAUGCUUGAUGCUGCAUUUCCGAGGUUGGGUGCUUCCCAAAGAGUAACCGUCCUUCUAAAAAGAGUUGUAUUUGUAUUGGACUACUUGGGUUUUAUUCUGCAAAAUAAUAUUAUUAUUAGCAUUUCCUUUCAACUGAGAGGCAUUUUCAAAUGAUGUGAACAUAUAAUAAAGCAAGUCACUGCUCAUGUGGAAACAUCAAUGAGUAAUUCCCUCCUC
Pseudoliparis swirei is the source of this 4688-nucleotide messenger RNA. RefSeq names its product glutamic-oxaloacetic transaminase 1 like 1 (gene got1l1). Gene Ontology annotation, cellular component: cytosol. Gene Ontology annotation, molecular function: pyridoxal phosphate binding; L-aspartate:2-oxoglutarate transaminase activity. The transcript has 8 exons. The record is from RefSeq and is a predicted model, not a curated record. Gene Ontology annotation, biological process: L-aspartate biosynthetic process. Lineage: Eukaryota; Metazoa; Chordata; Actinopteri; Perciformes; Liparidae. Bases 1 to 1299 code for a protein of 432 amino acids.